UCGGAGGGCUGACGGCCUGGGCGACAGGUUAAGAAAUCAGCGGACUAUCCUCGCCAAAUCUAAUAGCAUCGGAUUAUUCAUCUUGUCUGUGAACUUGUGCUGAUCUGCUACGGAACCCGAGACGCCUGAGAUGAUACAACAGUAAGAUGUCGGAGCUGUCGUGGCUGUAAUUGCUUAAGCAAUAUGUAAAUCUUUGCUCGUGGACAAGAUUGUUUUCGUCGAAGAAAAAAGUUGAUAUUAGCCAUGGAGCUGGAAGACGUGGAAAUGUAUGGGCACGACAAUUAUUCCUUCGACCACAACGGAACUUUAAACGGCACGUAUGAAAAUUGUCCCAACAUCAACCUCCCCGUCGUGUAUGUCGUCACACAGAUCCUCUACGCUAUAGUGUGCGUCGUCGGCCUACUUGGGAAUACGCUCGUCAUUUAUGUCGUCCUUCGAUACUCAAAAAUGCAAACAGUGACUAACAUGUAUAUUGUAAACUUGGCAAUCGCCGAUGAAUGCUUUCUCAUAGGAAUACCAUUCCUGAUCGUCACGAUGUCACUACGAGCUUGGCCAUUCGGAAGAUUCAUGUGCAAGGCGUAUAUGAUAUCCACUGGGAUAAACCAAUUUACGAGCAGUAUAUUCCUUUGCAUCAUGAGUGCUGAUCGAUAUAUAGCGGUGUGUCACCCCAUAGCGGCGCCCCGACUAAGGACACCUUUUGUCUCACGAAUAGUUUCAGCAGCGGCCUGGACGGCUUCAGCAUUGGUUAUGACGCCCAUUUUCAUGUAUACCACACUGAUACAAACUGAAAAUGGACUAUCGUGUAAUAUCGUGUGGCCAGAAAGAGAAUUCAAUAAAGGACAGGCCUCGUUCACGCUGUACUCUUUUGCACUUGGCUUUGCAUCGCCUCUAACCCUUAUCUUUGUCUUCUAUUGUCUCGUGAUAAGAAAGUUAAAGACGGUCGGUCCUAAGAACAAAUCGAAAGAAAAGAAGCGCUCCCACAGGAAAGUGACUAAAUUAGUACUUACGGUCAUAGCUGUAUAUGUGCUCUGCUGGCUGCCAUAUUGGGCUUUUCAAGUUGCUUUGAUAUAUUCACCACCAACAGAGUGCGCCAGUCGCAUUACAAUUACGGUGUUCCUUGUGGCAGCCUGUUUCAGUUAUAGUAACUCAGCGAUGAAUCCUAUUCUUUACGCCUUCCUAUCGGACAAUUUUAAGAAGAGUUUCUUAAAGGCUUGUACUUGUGCAGCAGGAAAGGACGUCAAUGCUACGUUGCAUGUUGAGAAUAGCGUCAUACCCCGAAAGAAGGGAGGAAGUGCAGCGCGUGCUCAAUCUCGUGCUCUAGCGGAAGCUCGUGGUCUCACAGGUCCACGAGAAGGUGCUUGUGGAUCUAGGUCUGAGGCAUCUACAGCAAUAACUUCGAGGUCCAUUGCUGCCAGCGAAGCUCUUCACAUGGAAACAAGACCAUCUACCUUGGCACCACUUAUAGCACCAAAUGGUGUUUCGCAUUCGCGUCUUUGAGUGCGGGCCUCGCGCCGGUGUCGCGAGGCCUCAGCUACACUGCUAGAGGAGGACACUUUAAUUGUUUCUAUAGAUUAGGGUUAUAAAGACUGGAAUAAUUGUGUGAUUGUGUCUGACAGCUGCGUGAGACACGAGCCCUGUCUCCUCACUUGUCGGAAUUACUAAGUUUAGAAUAAGGUUUAAUUCUUAAUGGUUUAUAUUCUACGAAAAUAAAUGUAAUGUGUGGACCUGCGUAUACGAGUACAAGUUUCUGGUAGGAAAUUGUUUAUAAGUGAUUGUCUCAAAUUGUAUCUUGUAAAGUGUUCGAUGGAUGGAUAAAACGAUGUUAUUUGGCCUAGGGUUGUAACGAAGAAUUUAUUAAUAUUUAGGUAGUUUAUCGCAAGGCGAAUAGUUAAUUUGUAUACCAUUAAUAUUGUUUAUUGUAUAAAUGUACAUAUCGUGUAAAUAUUCACACAAUUGUCACAAUUUCACAGUUAUAAUAAAAAAUUGAAUUCGUGAUGAAUAAAUUUUCUUAUUUGAA
This is a messenger RNA of Vanessa tameamea, 2017 nucleotides long. It is a transcript of the gene NGR-A1, whose product is annotated as somatostatin receptor type 2-like. Gene Ontology annotation, biological process: G protein-coupled receptor signaling pathway. Gene Ontology annotation, molecular function: somatostatin receptor activity; peptide binding. The transcript is spliced from 3 exons. Bases 244 to 1497 code for a protein of 417 amino acids. Gene Ontology annotation, cellular component: plasma membrane; neuron projection. Lineage: Eukaryota; Metazoa; Arthropoda; Insecta; Lepidoptera; Nymphalidae. The record is from RefSeq and is a predicted model, not a curated record.